Messenger RNA from Penicillium atrosanguineum, 2184 nucleotides. RefSeq names its product alpha,alpha-trehalase. The transcript has 5 exons. Gene Ontology annotation, biological process: trehalose catabolic process. The record is from RefSeq and is a predicted model, not a curated record. The coding region runs from base 1 to 2184 and encodes 727 amino acids. NCBI's taxonomy places the organism in Eukaryota, Fungi, Ascomycota, Eurotiomycetes, Eurotiales, Aspergillaceae. Gene Ontology annotation, molecular function: alpha,alpha-trehalase activity; calcium ion binding. Gene Ontology annotation, cellular component: cytoplasm.
AUGAGCUCACCAGACAACCGCCAGCGGGCGCCUUCCCUCGAUCCGUUUUCCCACCCCGAUGUCUACUAUGGCAACGAGGAUUCGCGGUCCAGGAUCAGAGAUCGGCGCCGUGCUUUCUCAGUGAGCGUCAAUAAGGACUACAACAGCCGUGAGGAUAUCAAUUUGCCGUCUAGACGUGGUAGCCACGAUGAGGCCUCCGGACAACCCCGCAAGUUCCUCAUCAAGGUGGACGAAACCCUCGAGUCCCUCCUGAAGCAAGAAGAUACGGAUCAGAACAUGCAAAUUACGAUCGAAGAUCUUGGACCGAAGACUCUCUCGAUCGGAACGGCCGCUUCCUCAGGCAUCCGGCGUGUGGAUGUCCGCGGUACCUACAUGCUCUCCAACCUCCUACAGGAGCUUACAAUCGCCAAAGACUACGGCCGCAAGGACAUCAUUCUCGAUGAAGCGAGGCUCAGCGAGAACCCAGUAGCGCGACUCUCUCGUUUGAUCAAAAAGUCGUUCUGGGUGGCCCUCACCAGGCGCAUUGAUGGUUCCAAUAUCGAGGUUGCGGGUAAAGAUCCGAAAGAUUGGACGGAUGACCCUCGUCCCCGUAUCUACAUCCCACCCGGCGCCCCGGAGCAGUUUGAAUACUACACCCAAAUUGCGAAGGAUCACCCCGAACUGCGUUUGGAGGUGCUCAUGCUUGAAGCCAACAUCACUCCCGAUUACGUUGUCACGACGCUCGGUGAGAAGCCAGGUUUACUGGCACUAGCAAUGGACAAGAUAAUUGAUGAAAAGACCGGGAAGGAAGAUUUGAGAGGUGUUCCGUUCGUGGUACCUGGAGGUCGAUUCAAUGAGUUGUAUGGAUGGGACAGCUACAUGGAGUCUCUCGGCCUUAUCGUCAGCGACCGCGUUGACCUUGCCAAGGGCAUGGUUGUGAACUUCUGCUUCAGUAUCAAGCACUAUGGAAAGAUCCUCAACGCUAACCGGACCUACUACCUCACACGCUCUCAGCCUCCGUUUUUGACCGACAUGGCUUUGCGGGUUUACGAGCGCAUUAAGAAUGAGCCCGAUUCCCAGGAGUUCCUCCGAAACUCCGUUCUCGCCGCCAUCAAGGAAUACUACAGUGUCUGGGCAUGUGAACCCCGCCUUGAUCCCAUCACUGGCCUUUCCAGAUAUCGCCCUGAGGGAUGGGGCGUGCCACCUGAGACUGAGCCAAGCCACUUCACUCACAUUCUUAUGCCGUAUGCCGAGAAGCACGGCAUGACUUUCGAGCAGUUUGUCAAAGCAUACAACUCUCGCGAAGUUGUCGAAGAAGAGCUUGACGAGUAUUUCCUACACGAUCGUGCCGUGCGUGAGUCUGGUCACGACACAAGCUACCGUCUCGAACGCGUGUGCGGCAACCUGGCGACAGUUGACCUCAACUCCUUGUUGUACAAGUACGAGGUGGACAUUGCCCGCAUCAUCCGCAUCCACUUCAAGGACAAGUUGUCUAUCCCUGUUGAGUUCCGCACGCCCAUGUCGAAGGAUAUCGAAUUUGAGUCAUCCGCUACCUGGGACCGCCGUGCCCGCAAGCGCAAGCAGGCCAUGGAUAAGCAUCUCUGGAACGAGGAGAAGGGCAUGUACUUCGACUACGACACUGUCAAGAAAGAACGCUCGGACUAUGAGUCUGCGACUACUUUCUGGUCAAUGUGGGCCGGUCUCGCUACCCCUGCCCAAGCUGCCGCACUGGUUUCCAAGGCCCUACCUCGGCUGGAAGCUUUCGGCGGUCUAGUCUCGGGUACAGAGGAGUCCCGCGGUCCAGUCGGCUUGGAACGCCCGAACCGCCAGUGGGAUUAUCCUUACGGAUGGGCGCCACAGCAGAUGCUCGCGUGGACUGGCUUGCUGCGGUACGGAUACCAGGAAGAAGCGGAGCGACUUGCGUACAAGUGGCUGUACAUGAUCACGAAGGCAUUUGUCGACUUCAACGGUGUGGUCGUGGAGAAGUAUGAUGUGACUCGGCCCAUUGAUCCUCACCGGGUCGAUGCCGAGUACGGCAACCAAGGCACUAAUUUCAAGGGCGCACCACGUGAAGGAUUCGGUUGGGUUAAUGCCAGCUAUGUCUACGGACUGGAGAUUCUCAACGCGCAUAUGAGACGCUCUUUGGGAGCUAUCACGCCUUAUGAGACGUACAGGAAGGCAGUUUUGGCUCAGGAUGCUUACUGA